AGGAGACAAUCGCCGAAUUACGACGUUAGGUUGAAGAACAACAAAGGCUCCGCGAAGCUGCUGAGCGCCUCUAGGGAGAGGCUGAGCGCCCACGGGAAGCGGCAGAGCGGCGAGUGCAACCUAAUACACUAUCUCGCCUCCUCGAUCGCUGCCACAAUUUUCUGUCCCAAGCGAUCUAAGUUAAGGCAGAUACGACCCUCACGACUCAGGGCGACGCGACCGAUCCAUAUAUUGUCCCUUGGCUUGACUUCCCCUAGCUACAGGAACAAGUUUAGGGGAAAUUCGACCGCACCGCUGGCUUUACCUCGCGCCCACUAUUCCCUUCUGAUACCCAAAUCGAUUAUAUCGUUACGAAUAUCUAGAAUAGGCCGAUCUAUUCGGAAGCGUCUCUUCGGAAUUUUGAGCGAGAUACGGUGGAUAACUUUGUCGAAAAGAAGAGGCAGAGGAAGAGGGGGAGGAGCGGCGGAGAGACAGAAGAGGGAUAGUACUACACGAAGACGCAAUCGGCGCGCCGACCAGUUCUGCGUGCACCUUACGGCUGAUAAACGACAAAUACCAGUGUAUACAGUGGAGUUCAAAGCGCCGCACAAGGUAACGAUUCCCGAAUUGGUUGUAGGUCUACACCAGAUAGAUCUGGCUCGCGAUAUGAUUGACCAGAAAGGUAAUACGUUUGAAUUUUACGCCACCCGACUUAUCGCCGCCGUGAUCACUCAAAUAUUUUUAUAUAUAAUCGACAGUGGGGUUCGAUACGGCUAUAUCUGCACAGGGGAGGCCUUUGUUUUCCUAUAUAUCCCGAAAGACGAUCCUAUAGUUGUUCAAUAUUUCUUGUAUAUUCCGAAUCAAGACGAGGUCGAAUAUCUCAACGUAUUGAAGGAAAUUCCUGAAACUCUCCGUAAAGAUCCGAGAUCCUCUAAUUAUCGGCCUUCGCAUUGGAAACGAGAUCGAAAAGUAUAUAAUAUACGAUCUAGCGCUCGCUGUCAGCUAGACGUAUCUACACUAAAGCACUCGUCGCCCGAAGGUAGCGGCAGCGAUCAAGAAUCGCAAUCGCUAUCCGCUGCUGCAGCGUCGCGUAGCCGAUUAAGCCGCAAACGAGGUAAUAAGCGUCAAUCGAGAAAGGGAAGCGAAAGGACACAAGCCGGCGAGGACAAAAACCAUACUUCUCGCUAA
This is a messenger RNA of Penicillium vulpinum, 1167 nucleotides long. RefSeq lists its product as uncharacterized. The record is from RefSeq and is a predicted model, not a curated record. The annotation marks the transcript as partial. The transcript has 5 exons. Lineage: Eukaryota; Fungi; Ascomycota; Eurotiomycetes; Eurotiales; Aspergillaceae.